Messenger RNA from Paramecium pentaurelia, 3641 nucleotides. The record is from the annotation of a GenBank genome assembly. Lineage: Eukaryota; Ciliophora; Oligohymenophorea; Peniculida; Parameciidae.
AUGUUUUGGUAAUAGAGGCCUGUUACUUAUAAUAACUAAAGGACUUUUGAGAGCAACUUCUAUUUUGUAUAGCAAGAUGUCCCUCAAUUCCCUAGUAAUUUCAUAAAGACCAGCAGGUAAACAUUUAAAGAACCUAAAUAAAUAGAUAUAACUUAGUAACAUUCCUCCCAUUCUCUUUGUUACUUUAAUUUACUAGAUAUGCUAACAUUUACUUUCUAUGUAUUGCCAUUAUCCAAUGCAUACCAAUAUUAUCAACUUUAAAUCCGUUUAGUGCCAUAGCUCCAUUAGUAUUUGUCUUAGGACUUUCAAUGUGUAGAGAAGGAUGGGAAGAUUAUGGUCGACAUGUAUCAGAUAAUGAAGUGAAUUCAACAGAAUGUUUUGUUUUAAAAGAUAGAAGGGUUACAAAGUAAAUAUAACUGCUAAAUUCAUAAUAGGACUACUUGGGCAGAAAUUUAAGUAGGUGAUUAUGUGUAUGUAAGACAAGAUGAAAGUUUCCCUGCAGAUUUGAUAGUCUUAGGUAGUGAGAAGGACAGUGGAGCAUGUUAUAUAGAGACAUCUUCUUUGGAUGGUGAAAAGAAUCUGAAACCUAAAAGUGCCAUAUUGGAUAGUUAACAAAUGUAUAAAUCUUUGGAUACAUUUAAUGAUUAAAUAAUAAAGGUUGUAGCUGAAUCUCCAUCGUAAUCAUUAUAUGAAUUUGAUGCUUAAUUAUUUUUGCCAAUCAAUUCAGAAUUCAAGAAAUUCUAAUUAAAUGCAAAAUAACUUUUACUUAGAGGAGCAUAAUUAAGAAAUACAAAUUGGAUAAUUGGUAUAGUUGUGUACACAGGAUAAGAUAGUAAGAUUAUGAGGAAUGCUGAUGCUUCAAGAGUUAAGUCAAGUGAAAUUGAGACAACAAUGAAUGUGUUAAUACUAGGGAUAUUAUGUGUUUAAAUUACUCUAAGUAUAAUAUCAUGUUCAUUUUCAUCUGUUUGGUUAACAAAAUUUGGAGUAGACUCUUUUUAUUUAGAUUAUACAAAUGAUUCACUUAAUCCAUCAUUGCUUUCCUUCUAUGUAUUUUUUAGUUAUAUACUAUUAUAUAACACAAUGAUACCUAUUUCAUUAAUAGUUUCAUUAGAAUUUGUAAAAGUGUUCUAAUCAUACUUUAUGGAGAUGGAUGUGGAGAUGUAUGUUUAAUAAAGAAACAAAUUUUGUAAAGUUUAAACAACUACUAUUAAUGAAGAAUUGGGUUAGGUUGAGUAUAUAUUUUCAGAUAAGACAGGAACAUUGACUUGUAAUCAAAUGGAAUUCAAAUAUUCUGUAAUAGGUAAUUUCCUCUAUGGUAAGGAAAAUUAAUCAUAAACAACAAAGACAGAAAUUGCAUUAUAAAAUAUUUUACCUUUAUAGAAUAAAUUAUAAAUUCAUCCUAUGGAAGGAAUUUAAAGUCAUUCAUUAACAAAUUUUAAUUUUUAUGAUGAAGAAUUAAUAAAUAUAAUUGAUGGUAAGAAUAGUAAGACUACUGCUAGUGUAAAUUUAGUUUUAAAGUCAAAAGAUAAUAAAUCUUAGAUUACAAUAAAUAAUUAGAAAGAAUUAGUUGAUUAUUACUUUUUCUUAUUGAGUUCAGCUCAUGAAUGCAUAAUAUAAUAUGAUUAAGAUAAAAAUACUUCUUAUUAAGGACCAUCUCCAGAUGAAAUAACUUUAGUUGAUGCAGCAGCAAGAAUGGGUUAUAAAUUUACAGGAGCUUCAGCAAGUGAAUAGAAUUUCAUGAUAUUGAAUUAGCCAAGAAAAGUAAAAUUAUUAAAAUCAUUUGAAUUUGAUUCAAAUAGAAAAAGAAUGAGUGUAAUUAUUUAAGAUGAAAAAGGAAUAAUAAAAUUAUUAAUUAAAGGAGCAGAUAGUAUAAUAAAAAGUAGAUUAAGUAAAGAAUAAAAGUUCUUAGAUAAAACUAUAGAGUGGCUUGAAGAUUUUUCUAGAAUUGGAUUACGAUGUUUAUUAAUGGCAACUAGAAUUUUAUCAGAAGAUGAAUAUAAAAAAUUUGAUAAUGAAUAUAAUAAUUUACCUGAUGGUGAACAAAGAGCAAUUGAAUUGAACAGAAUAACAGAUGAAUUAGAGAGAGAUCUAACUUUGAUAGGUGCCACAGCUGUAGAAGAUAAAUUAUAAAGUUAAGUACCAGAAACUAUAGCUGAUUUACUUAAAGCUAAUAUUAAAGUUUGGAUGCUUACAGGUGAUAAAUUAGAAACUGCUGAAAAUAUAGCUAAAAGUUGUAAAUUAAUAUAAGGAGAUUUUACAGUUAUGAGAUUGUCUGAAUCAAAUGAACAAGAUUGUAUGGACAAAUUAAAAGAUAUUCAAGAUACAUAUGAUUUAUGUAUAAAGGAAAAUAGAAAGAAAGUAAUAUAUUUUUUAACUAAUUUUAGUCAAUUGUUAUUGAAGGAUAAUCAUUAGAUUUUAUUUUAAAUUCUGAUUAAAUGGCAUCUUCCUUUGUUUAAAUGGCUAAAGAUUGUGAAUCUAUUGUUUGUUGCAGAGUUACACCUAAAUAAAAAGCUGAUGUUGUUAGAUUAAUAAAAAAUAGAUUAAAUAAGAUAACUUUAGCUAUAGGUGAUGGUGCUAAUGAUGUUAAUAUGAUUUAAGCUGCUCAUAUUGGUGUUGGUUUAUAUGGAAAUGAAGGAAUGAGAGCAGUUUAGAGUGCUGAUUUUGCUUUAGGAGAAUUUUAAUGUUUAUGGAGAUUAUUAUUAGUUCAUGGUCAUUGGAAUUACAUUAGAAUUUCUGAGAUGAUUUUAUACUUCUUCUAUAAGAACAUGUUGUUCACAAUUCCUUAAUUUUUCUUUAGUUUUUUUUGUGCCUUUUCAGCUUAAUCUUUUUAUGAUGAUUGGUAUAUUACUUUAUAUAAUUUGAUUUUUACAGCACUUCCAUUGAUUAUUCGAGCAACAUUUGAUUAAGAUAUUAAUUAUAAACAAUAUCUAAAUUAUGAUGCAAAUCAACGUAUUAAAAAUGUUCAAUUGAAAUAAGAGAAUUACUUAAAAUAAAAAUUUCCUUAUCUUUAUUAUGUAGGAUAAAAAAAGACUAUAUUUACUAUUCCAUCUUAUAUGAUGUGGGCUUUUACUGGAAUACUUCAUGGAAUGAUAAUAUUCUUUUUCUUAUUUUGGAUAAUGGAUUAUGAAGCUUUAAAUAUUGAUGGUUAUACUGGAGGUUUAGCACCUUAUUCAUUAACUGUUUAUACAGCCAUAAUAUUAGUAGCUGAUCUUUAAAUUAUCAUAUAAACUAAAUAUUGGACACUAUUUAAUGUAGUAGCAGUUUCAUUUCUCAGCUUGUUCCUAUAUGGAGGAUAUGUUAUCAUAUCUCAUUAUUGGCCUGGAGAAUUGAUGAUGUACACACCUCUUACUAUAUUAAAAAUGCCAUCAUUUUGGCUAUGUCAAUUUUUAAUAUUAGUAAUUGUUGGUGCUCUAGAAGCAUUUAGAGCUGAAUUUAAUAGGUAAUACUUUUUAGAAACUGCUGAUGAAAUCUUAGUAAAAACUAAAUAAUUUACAUGGACACUCAAUGAAUGGUUGAGCAAAUAAAAAAAAGUAGCUAGAUAAGAUAGUUUCUGGGCUGAAAUUUAUAAAGAAGAUGAAUAAGAAUAAGUUAUUUAAUUUGAAGAAACAAUCAAAGAUGCCAAUCAAAUACCAAAUCAAUGA